Molecule: messenger RNA, 621 nt
Organism: Myodes glareolus (Bank vole)
Lineage: Eukaryota; Metazoa; Chordata; Mammalia; Rodentia; Cricetidae
Product: hemoglobin subunit beta-H1
Biological process (GO): hydrogen peroxide catabolic process; oxygen transport
Cellular component (GO): blood microparticle; hemoglobin complex; haptoglobin-hemoglobin complex
Molecular function (GO): hemoglobin alpha binding; oxygen binding; heme binding
Source: RefSeq, a predicted model, not a curated record
CCACUUGAGCACACUGGCUUCUACACACCCGAGAUCAACUCCCAGCUUCUCGACCUGACACCAUGGUUCACUUCACAGCUGAAGAGAAGGCCGCUGUCACAAGCAUAUGGGAAAAAGUGGAUGUGGAAAAAGCUGGAGGAGAAACCCUAGGAAGGCUCUUGAUUGUCUACCCAUGGACUCAGAGAUUCUUUGACAAGUUUGGAAACCUCUCUUCUGCCCAAGCUGUCAUGGGUAACCCCAGAAUCAGAGCCCAUGGCAAGAAAGUGCUGGCAUCCCUAGGCUUGGCGGUUAAGAACAUGGACAACCUCAAGGAGACCUUUGCUCAUCUGAGUGAGCUGCACUGUGACAAGCUUCACGUGGACCCUGAGAACUUCAAGCUCCUGGGUAACAUGUUGGUGAUUGUCCUUUCUGGUCAUUUCCCCAAGGAAUUUACCCCUGAGGUGCACGCUGCCUGGCAGAAGCUGGUGAUUGGUGUGGCCAAUGCUCUAGCCCACAAAUACCAUUAAUCUCCCAUUUCUGUAGACCAGUAAUCCUGUGUGUCUCUCAUGCUCUCUUCGAGCACAUGAGGACUGGACUAGGCCUUAAGAGCACAGAUUUUGCUUAAUAAAGUUGAUUCUCAAU